Messenger RNA from Mycotypha africana, 3580 nucleotides. RefSeq names its product Sec23/Sec24 trunk domain-containing protein. Gene Ontology annotation, molecular function: zinc ion binding; SNARE binding. The transcript is spliced from 6 exons. Gene Ontology annotation, biological process: intracellular protein transport; COPII-coated vesicle cargo loading; endoplasmic reticulum to Golgi vesicle-mediated transport. Gene Ontology annotation, cellular component: endoplasmic reticulum exit site; COPII vesicle coat. NCBI's taxonomy places the organism in Eukaryota, Fungi, Mucoromycota, Mucoromycetes, Mucorales, Mycotyphaceae. The coding region runs from base 105 to 3332 and encodes 1075 amino acids. The record is from RefSeq and is a predicted model, not a curated record.
AACGGCCAAAUGGAUGACCUCCCCCGCGCUUUUAAACCAAUCUGCACGUCGGAAUUUUCAUUUUUUGGUUAUCUGAACCAAAUUGUGUUCCUUUCUUUUGCACAAUGUCGUCUUUGCCAUCAUCCACUUCAUCCACUGCGACACGACAACCUGAUUAUUAUACACCACAAAAUAUUAAUGCUCGCCCAACUCCUCCUUUCAGGCCGCCGCAUCUUAUGCAGCACCAGCAACCUCCUCCUCCUCCAAUGAUGAAUCAGCAGCAGUAUAGACCUAUUUUUAAUGACAAAGUUCGACCUAUACAGCGACAGCAACAUCAACAGCAGCAACAGCCGUUUGCACAGCCAUCAGCGCCAGUAUUUCAGCAGCAACAGCUUCCUAGCGUACAACCAUUAACACAUAGUAGUGGGUUUGUUCCUCGCAAUGCUGCUCAACAGCUGCCACAGCAAUUAUAUGCAACAAACCCGAUAGAGCAGACAAUUCCUCAAAGCACCUCACAAAACAGUAAUAGUGGUUUGAUCACUCCGAUUAAUAAAUUAAUGUCCAAUAUGACGCUUGAUAAAAACGGUCAUCAUGCUAGUAAUCAGCAAACAGGACGAUCCAGGCGCGUUUAUGCAGCUUUGGACAACCCUAAAUCGAUUCCAUCCCCUACUGCUACCACCAACCAUAGCGUGCCCUCUUCUACAACAUUUCCAACAAGUGGCGGCAAGACGCCUUUAGGUAUGCCCACUCGGCCUAUUCUCAAACCACGUAUCGAUCCGAAUGCUAUUCCCUCACCUAUACAGUCCCAAAUGAAGAAAAACGAAGAACGCCUCCAAUCGAUACUUGAAAAUCAACAACCCAAUGGGAGUUUUCAUCAGCAUCACCACUUGACAGGUGAAUACGUUAACAAUGGCCAUUAUCUAUCAGAGGAUCAACGACAGCAACUGAAUUGUCAUUCACAAAUCAUGCAACCGACCUUACCUUGUAUUCCAGACUCGGAAAAUCUGAUAAGAGAUACCGAACUACCAUUCGGCAUUGUUUUGCAGCCUUACUAUUCUUUUGCAAAAGCAACAUCAAUAAUGAAAGAAGAAGUACCUGUUUUGAAGAAAGAGGAGCUUAUUCGAUGUACACGAUGUAAAGGGUACAUCAAUGGAUUCUGUCAAAUUAACAGUACAGGAUUCAUUUGUAAUUUAUGUGGGUUCGAAAAUAAAGAUAUCGUGCAGUUGAAGAGCAAUAGUAUUGGUGAUGUCAGCUUCCCAUCAUUCGAACUUAUGUCCAACGGAACCGUUGAGUUUGAUGUACCUAAGGAAUAUUGGGCAACAAACGGUGACGAGAAAGGAUCAAUAGUAAAACCUGUACCGUUGCAUUGGCUAGUUGCAAUUGAUGUGACCAAAUUUGCAGUCCAGUCGGGCAUAGUACACACAAUCUGUAAUAUAUUGAAAGAGUGGAUACAAAAGCAAAAGGAAAUUGCAGCAAGAGAUGGCAGUAAAAAUAACAUUAAAAUAGCUAUCAUGACAUUUGAUAAGACACUUCAUUUUUAUGAUUUAAGAAAGGAGCAACCGAGUAUCAUGGUCGUAUCUGAUUUGGAUGAUGUCUAUGUUCCUAUGUCAACUGAUCAUUUAUUCAUAGACUCAGUGGAAGCCAGUACUACUAUCGAAGCUUUGCUAGAACGACUACCUACUCUGUACGAAACUACCAUGAUAACUCAUGCUGCGUUUGGCGCUGCUGUCCAAUGUGCAUAUGCAGCUCUGAAAUCGACAGGAGGCAAGACGUCCAUCGUACAAACUACUUUACCUUCCAUUGGCCCUUCAAGUAGCAUUUUGAAAAACCGUGAUGAUCCUAGUUUAUAUGGUACAGAACGAGAAAAGAGCUUGUUUCUACCUCAAGAUAAAUCAACCUUCUAUAAGCAAAUGGGUACAGCAUACGCUGAAUCUGGCAUAUCCAUCGAUUUAUGGUGCUUUCCACCAAAUGCUCCUGAUAAACAUAGCUACAUAGAUUUGGCUACCAUAGGUGUCUUAUCUGCAUUAACAGGCGGAGAUAUACAUUUUUAUCCAAAUUUUAGCAAUAGUAGCAAUGAUCCUUAUGCGCCGCCACUAACCCCCAAUAGCGACAAUACCAAGCAACAGGAUCAAAUUCGACGUGUGACACAUGAUCUAACUCAAUCUAUACAACGAAAACAAGGAUAUAGUGCAAUGCUAAGAUUAAGAUGUUCUAAUGGUUUGUCGGUGGGUGAGCAUUAUGGUAAUUUCUAUAUGAGUAACGCUACUGAUAUCCAACUCGCCAACAUAAAUGAAAACACUUGCAUUGGUAUUACACUCAAACAUGACAGCAAAUUGCCAGCCAACCAACCUGUCUAUUUCCAAUGCGCUGUACUUUACACAACAGUGGAUGGUCAUCGUCGUGUACGCGUUCAUAAUCUUUGCUUACAAGCCGGAUCAAGUGCUAAUGCUAUAUUUAAAUCAGCUGAUUUGGACGUAUCCAUGACCUUCCAUAUAAAACGUAUGAUUUCACAAGUUACAGCUAAGAAAUCUUUGAACGACAAUGGAAGCGCUUUGGAUAAUCUAGCAAUACAUAUAUUAUCCGCCUAUCGAAAAUAUUGUGCACCAGAUGCUUCGCCUGCUCAAUUGAUUUUGCCGGAACAAUUUAAAAAUAUGCCGCUUUUAUGUUCAGCCUUAAAGAAAUCCAUACUCCUUAGAAAAGAUACCAAGAUCAAUGUUGAUACCCGCCUAUUCAACAUGAGAAAAAUGAAGGGGUUAUCAGUACCCGAGACGAGUCAGUGGCUCUAUCCUCAAUGCAUUCCACUCCACAUUUGGUUCGAACAAUUACAGCAGCAGCAGCAGCAACAGCACCCUUCUUUUACAGCAGGCACGGCUGAUUCAUUCCUUUCAACUUUUUUACUGACGCCACCUUUGGAAAGACUCUCUUAUGAUCGCUUUGAUACGAAAGGAAUAUAUUGGAUUCAUAGCCACGAUACAAUUUUCCUAUGGAUUGGUCAUGAAGCACCUGCUUCUAUCGUAAAUGGACUCUUCAGCCCUAGCACUACUGACCCUGUACAAAGUAUUGUUACUGUAGCAUCCAAUGAUGACACUGAUUCUAUUUAUAAUGCUCUACUACGAAAACUAUACCAGCAAUCCAUAUCUGCGACUGCCUAUUUGCCAUCAUUUCAAAUCGUUCGACAAGGUGUUGACUUGGAAGUGAGUUUAGCCCAUGUUUUGGUAGAGGACGCCAUUUAUCAAGAAUUAAGCUAUGUCGAUUAUUUAUGUCUUUUACAUAAACAGAUCCAACUCGAGUUGGAGAGAGAGAAACAGCAAAGUGCUAUAUCAGCUGCUUCCUACUGGGCUCAUAGAUACUAAGAAUAUACACAGACAAAUGUAGCAAUAAGCAUUUUUAUUAUUGUCGUUAUGUGGGCACAACAUUAAAAAAAUGAUAUAUUUCGUCUUCUUCCAUCAUCGCCACUUGUAUACCGCAGUUAUCACAGACAACUUUAUAAUAAUAUUCGUCUUCAUAUUUAUAUCGUUCAUUUUUAAUUGCAUGACAAUUAUGUACAAACAUGGCUCUGAAUUGAUUUGCAAACUUUUCAUGCCUAAAGCGAGAAAAUAUU